AUGAAGACCACCAGCCUUCCUAGGAAAUUUCUUAGUCGCCGCGAGAAGAAUGGCCACCGUCGUGGUAGAUCUUCUGACCCUGCUCAUAAGCACCGUCCACUAUCAUCCGAAGCUUUCUUUUCCCUGUUUAAGUCGGAAUCCACCAAACAAUCUUCGAGCCCCGACACCGAACGAGAAAAAGAAGUAGCUAAGAUCGACGACAUACGACGUCGACUUGCCGACUUGGAAUUCCCCAUCCUCAGUGAUGACCAGAUUCGAUAUGCGCUCAACUCCAAAUACGCCUCCGGCGAUGUCGACAAAGGUAUCGAGCUGCUGUCACUACAGCAGAAAUCCCUCUCUGGCAAGAUUAUCAGCUAUAACCCAGCUGUUCAUAUGCUUGGGGCCGAAAAUCGAGGAAAUGUAACCUGCUAUCUCGACGCCCUUCUUUUCGCCAUGUUCGCCAAGCUGGAAUCUUUCGAGUGUAUGCUCAAGAAUGAUUCUAUGGAAGAACCACAGAGGAAAUUGGCUGCUCUGCUUCGACUCUGGGUGAACAUGCUGAGAAGCGGGAAGUUGAUCGAAACCGACAUGACCCAACAUAUCCAGGACGCCUUAGCGGCGUGCGGUUGGCGAGACGCACAGUUUUUGGAACAGCAGGACACAUCUGAAGCCUUUGCCUUUAUUACAGAAACACUUCAGCUUCCUCUACUUACCCUACAAGUCGACCUAUUCCACCAAGGCAAAAAUGACGAUGCAGACCAUAAAGUCGUGUACGAAAGACUCUUGAAUCUCGCCGUACCACCGGACAACGACGGCAAAGGGAUUAGACUAGAGGACUGUCUCGAAGAAUACUUCAACUCACAAGUCGAUGUCUUAAGGGAUAGUCUCGAGGAGAAAAAAACCGCGGAAAGAUUAAGCAGGACUCCGAAAUACCAACCCCCUCAUAGUCCGAGCGCAUCCAAAACUACCAUUCGAGUGGUCACUGAAGAUGAUCAUCAAGAAAGCACGACGCUCGAAAAUGAGAGUAGCCCACAUUUAGAACGAAGGUGGACAGUAGCCCUAAAUUCACAGGUGCCCAACCUUCCAUCGGAAUCCGAUGCAGAGUCUUCAGGAUCUCCUCCAGUCACACGACCGCGUCGGAGCCGGACGGAAAGUAUAAUACAACGAGUGGUGCUUGAUGAGCAAGGCACGCCCACGCCAUUCGAAUCCGACACGGCAAGCUUAUUUCAGAGGGCAAAGAAGACGGCUUCGGUUGUCAAGGCCGUGACAAUACCGGCGUGGCAGUUCUUUAAAUUGAUACCUUGGCAUUCGCCGGCCAAUAAAGAGCCAGAAAGUGACCUCGAAGUCGCACGGCAUUUCAACCAACGGCCGGUAGUCGGCAUCUGCUUGAAACGGUACAUGAUGGAUGAAAAGGGUGACAUGAAACGGCAGAAUACAUACAUCGACAUUCCCGAUAGCUUGAGGUUGCCUCAUUUCAUAGUCGACGAGAGACAUGUGGAAGAAUCCGGGUUUGCUGCCGACUAUAAGCUUGUGCUUCAAUCGGUUGUCUGUCACCGGGGAGAUUCGUUGCAUUCGGGGCACUAUGUCUCGUUCUGUCGUGUUGCCCCAAAGCUUCUCACUGACAAUCGCAGACAUGACAGCGAUCCACCUCCGGACUAUGAAGAGGCACAAUGGGUCAAAUUUGACGAUCUUGCGACCGAAAACCGGGUCACGCUUGUUGACGACAUUAAGCAAUCACUUAAAGAGGAGAUGCCCUACUUGCUAUUCUAUCAAAUAGUUCCUAUAGUAGAAGUAGCGACCAGCUCAACCGAGGGCACGGACGCAGAGCCUCCAUCGUAUGAUGACGCAGCACUUAACCUGACCAAUUCAGAGACCUCAGCAGCACAGAGUCAGGAUAGACUCUCAGUUUCCCGCCAACCUAGCAGUUACUUUGAUCACGCAAGUGCGCACCCGUCGGCCAAUGGCAGUGUGCGUUUCUCAGGUGACCUCGAGAGGCCAAUACGCCGUAGCUUCGCAGACGACGACGGGUUUCUCAGUGUGUCUCGUCGAGGCAGCAUAUUCAACGACUCGAACAUGCCAAGCCCCGCGGCAGGUUCGGAUAGGACCUCGCCAGCUGUGACUCCCGGAGAAGAAACGGCGGCACAGAGAAUUAGUCGGGCAGCCGCAAAGUUUAGAAGCAGUAACAAGAGCAGGCCACAAAGUCAAGCAGGGGAAAGUCGCAAGAGCCUAACCGUAUCCAGAUUUGGGGGUUUCAUGAUGAAAUCGAGCAGGGAACCUUUACGAGACUCGAGUUCGACGGAGGCCGAGGAUGACUUCGAAUUUGUGGAGAACGUCAACAAAGACCCUUCCAAGGAAAAUGAGUCGGAUGCGACCCCUACACAGAAACGAGGGAAAUCGAAAUCAAGGUUGGAAAAGGGGAAGGUAAAAGACGGCAAGAAAAUGGGCUUGCCGGACAGGGAAUGCAUUGGUAAGUAA
Hypoxylon fragiforme is the source of this 2451-nucleotide messenger RNA. RefSeq names its product cysteine proteinase. Gene Ontology annotation, cellular component: cytosol; nucleus. Lineage: Eukaryota; Fungi; Ascomycota; Sordariomycetes; Xylariales; Hypoxylaceae. Gene Ontology annotation, biological process: protein deubiquitination. Gene Ontology annotation, molecular function: cysteine-type endopeptidase activity; cysteine-type deubiquitinase activity. The transcript has 5 exons. Bases 1 to 2451 code for a protein of 816 amino acids. The record is from RefSeq and is a predicted model, not a curated record.